UCAAAAGACAGCGAGAGGGGGAAGAGAAGGAGAAAGCAAAGCCUUAAGCCGUGAGACGCGGUGCAGUAGAUAGUAUCCCUCCGUAGCUGGCCACUGUGGCCGGCCCUGGUUGCUGUCUGUGGUACUGAACCUGUUUCAGGGCUCAGUCUGGCCGCUCUUUCCCAUCCGCCAACCUUGUGCACCCUUUCCCCGACGCUGCAUCUGAAUGCACAGCCUCCCCACACCCAAGGCUGCAUGAAAACAUUUGAUGGAAUGAGUGAAAAGUCGAAAGUCCGAAGGCAGCUGAAGACAGAUCUUGCGAUGGCUCAAGGAAAUAGUUGUGGACAGAAUGCCAGUAACAACGGCAUGGCAGACGAAUCGCCGAACAUGCUGGUGUACAGAAAGAUGGAAGAUGUUAUAGCACGAAUGCAAGAGGAGAAAAAUGGGAUUCCUAUCCGCACAGUCAAAAGCUUUUUGUCAAAGAUUCCCAGUGUGUUUUCUGGUGCAGAUAUUGUCCAGUGGCUACUGAAGAAUCUGAACAUUGAAGAUCAAGGUACAAUUACUGAGAUUCAAACUGUAGAAGCACUGCAUCUUGGAACACUGAUGGCAGCUCAUGGAUAUUUCUUUCCAAUCUCAGACCAUGUGCUAACAUUGAAAGAUGAUGGGACUUUCUACAGAUUUCAGACACCAUAUUUUUGGCCAUCAAACUGUUGGGAGCCAGAAAACACCGACUAUGCGGUUUACCUCUGCAAGCGGACGAUGCAAAAUAAAGCAAGGCUCGAGUUAGCAGACUAUGAAGCUGAGAGCUUGGCCCGUCUACAGAGAGCAUUUGCAAGAAAGUGGGAAUUUAUCUUUAUGCAAGCAGAAGCACAAGCAAAAGUUGAUAAGAAAAGGGACAAAAUUGAAAGAAAAAUUCUUGACAGUCAGGAAAGAGCAUUCUGGGACGUGCACAGACCCGUGCCAGGCUGUGUAAAUACUACAGAGGUGGAUAUCAAGAAAUCAUCCCGAAUGAGAAAUCCUCACAAAACAAGAAAGUCUGUCUACGGUCUACAAAAUGAUGUCCGAGGUCACAGUCCGACUCACGCACCUGCACCAGAAGCAAAGCAACCAACCGUAGAAGAGUUACAUCAGCAGAUAAAGCACUGGCAAAUGCAGCUAGAUAGACACCGGUUAAAAAUGUCCAAAGUUGCAGAGAGCCUGAUAGGAUACUCGGAGCAGUAUAUGGAAUUUGAUCCAUUUCUUAUAACUCCUGAACCUUCAAACCCAUGGAUAUCGGAUGAUAUUUCCUUCUGGGAGUUAGAAGCCAGCAAAGAACCAUACGCACAGAGAGUAAAGCGAUGGGGUUUCUGCAUUGAUGAAGUUUUAAAGGAUCCUGUAGGGAGGGAACAGUUUCUCAAGUUCGUGGAGUCUGAAUUCAGCUCUGAAAACCUACGAUUCUGGUUAGCUGUUCUGGAUCUGAAGAAAAGGCCUAUUCGUGAGGUGCCAUCACGUGUUCAAGAAAUUUGGCAAGAAUUUUUAGCCCCGGGAGCUCCCAGUGCCAUUAACGUGGACUCCAAAAGCUAUGAUAAGACCACACAAAACGUAAAAGACCCAGGAAGAUACGCAUUUGAAGACGCUCAGGAGCACAUUUACAAACUGAUGAAAAGUGAUUCCUACCCUCGUUUCAUACGUUCCAGUGCCUACCAGGAGCUACUUCAGGCUAAAAAAAAGAAAAGUAUGAACUUAUUUUGAAGGAUGUUCAUAAAGGGGAAGUCACUUACUUCGAAAAGGCUGACAAGUCUGGUGCAGUCUUACUGAUAUAUUCUCUUCAGUUGAUGAACGGGCCAGUUCAAUCGUUCAAAGCUAUAAAUCACUAUUUACCCUGAACCCAGAGGACAUUGUACCAUUCUUUGCAUGAAUGAGGAUCUCAGUGAGUGAGUGAGUGAGUGAGUGAGUGCAUGUGUGUGUGUAAAAAGACAUUGCAAACAUGAAUGGAGAAGAUGGGGACGGAGGAUUGUUCCAUAUAUGUUUAUGCUUACUUCAUCAGUCAGACUGAUGAAUCUCCCACUAAUAAGUUAAAAUUCAUCACAAAAAUUGAAACUGUAGCUCAGAUCAUUAAGUGGUUAUGACUGAAAUAUUAGAAAGAUUUAAUGUGUAGAUAUAAUGAAAUGACUCACAGUCCAUUAUUAAGUUGGGCCACAGGAGUCCACAAACACAGAAAGGUUCCAUACAAGGGGUUAUUAGUGUAUCCUUGUCAGACCUGUUCUGUGCUUCCACUUUAGUGUUCUUAAUGUUUUAUUUUUAUACAAUGUUGAAGUCAGUAUUUAUUCCAAAUUUAUUAAAACCUUUCUGUUUCUCUUUAUUUUCUAAGUUGAUUUAUUUUGACUUUUUUUUAAUACUAUAGGUCAUUCACCACAUGUCACGGUCUGAUAUUUCACCAGAAAAGAACCAUUGUUUUAACUAAAUUAAUGAAGUUUCACUUCUUAAAAUUGAAAGCCAAUACAUGAUAUUUCAAUCAAAUGGCUAGUCAGUUUUGCUCUAAUGAUAUACAAAAAUAGCUUGGCGUCCUAGAUAUUUUGUAAAUGACAGUUUUAUUUCUCUAUAUCUAAGUGAGGCAAAAUAAAAUUGAUGUAAUGAGUUUAA
This is a messenger RNA of Stegostoma tigrinum, 2601 nucleotides long. RefSeq names its product regulator of G protein signaling 7b (gene rgs7b). Gene Ontology annotation, biological process: intracellular signal transduction; regulation of G protein-coupled receptor signaling pathway; G protein-coupled receptor signaling pathway. Lineage: Eukaryota; Metazoa; Chordata; Chondrichthyes; Orectolobiformes; Stegostomatidae. The transcript has 18 exons. Bases 235 to 1710 code for a protein of 491 amino acids. The record is from RefSeq and is a predicted model, not a curated record.